AUGCUAAAAACGUUUCCUCAUUCGUUUUCUCUCCAGGAUAACCCGAUCCCCCCUUUACUGCGGCCCAGUAGGGAUCUUUCCGGUAUCAGGAAGAUGGCCAUCCCGAGGUUGGCUGAAGGAAAAGAAGCAGUCCAUUCCGCCCGGUCUCACCGUCGCCACGUAAGUCGAGCGUGCGAGUCUUGUAGGCAGAGGAAGACAAAAUGCACGGGGGACAAGUCAGGCUGCCGCAACUGUCGGGACGCUGGAAUGAUCUGUUGCUACACUGACGGAAAAAGAGAGAAGUCUAAGAGACAAAUGGCCAGCUUGGAAACUAAGAUUCGCACCUACCAAAACGUGUUGCAAAAUUUAAGCAUUCGCUUGCACGUCCCCGAAGAUCAGCUGAUGACAUUCGCUCUGGCAGAUGACCCGUCCGAAGACGCCUCCUCCCGUGAAGAGUCUGCAACUCCGGACACCGAGGCCCGGAGGCAGUCGUCGGUAUCCGAAGCCGCUACACCUUUCUUUUCAGGGUUUGAGAACAACCUAGAUCGCAUAGAGGAGGAUUUGAAUCGGGAUGAGGCCUCGCAAGCGACUGGCUUCGUCGGUCAGAGCUCAGAGAUAUCUUGGUUACAGACUCUGGCCAGAGAACUGGAACUUGGAUAUGAUCAUGGAUACUUCAGUGAGAAAGAGCCAUCCCCAGCUAUAGCAGCAGCUCACCACAAUCGCUUCAUCUCGUUUCCCAACUAUCAUUUGGACGCCAUGGAGAUCCCCUUAUUUGACAACGUGGAUCCGUAUUCUUAUCCCAUCAAGGAUGUUGCAACGAAGCUAUACAAGACAUACCUUGAUUGGGUUCACCCCUCGUUUCCGAUCAUCGGUACUGCCCCUUUUGGAGCACAAUUUCAGGCUUUCUUCGCGAACUCAUCCUUACGCCCUGGGUCCCUACGCCCCGGGAAUCGAUGGCUAGCAAUACUCAACCUGAUCUUCGCCCUUGCUUCCAAGUACGCGCAUUUAUCCGAGGCCGAAUGGCAAAUGGAUAAGGACGCACAUGUUGUGUACUUUCUCAAAGCCAAAGCUUUGGGUCUAGAUCAUCAGCUACUGACUUUCCCUGAUCUACAGCAGCUGCAAGUCGAAGGACUAACUGCUUUGUAUAUGCUGACUCUGGGCCAUGUGAACCGCGCUUGGGCAUUUUGUGGAAGCGCGAUCCGCGGGGCUCUAGGCCUCGGGCUGCAUCUACGCCAUCUGGGAGACAGCACAUCCGAUACUUCAAGAGAAAUCAGAUGCCGUGUAUGGUGGUCUCUAUAUACGCUUGACCUUCGUCUCAGUGUGAUGACCGGGAGACCUUCUUUCAUCCCCGACAGCCUGUGUACAACACCUCUGCCCCUUCCAUUCGAUGAACAAAACUUUGGGAGGGAAGAGGUGAUGCGGCAGCUUAGGCGCUCGAUUGACGGUAGCCCCCUUCCGACGGAAAUGCUGUCAACGAGCCAGUCGGAAAUCGAUGCAAUGAGCACGGUGGUUGAAAGGGUGGAUUCAGAAGAGAACAGAUACUCACCCUGCGGGCCCUUGUACUUUGUUCAUUUGGUGCAACUAACCAUGAUUGCAAAAGAAUCCCUAACCAAGAUCUACACCCCGAGCACAAUUCGAUCUCCUUGGCAAAGCGUUGAGUUCGCCAUACGCAGUCUCACACUUAAUCUUGACACAUGGCUAAGUAAUCUCCCCAACGAAUAUGAUUUUACCCGCACCCAGUCAUCGCAAGUAUCGCAGGAAACGUCAAAUCAGAGGCUUAGUCUGGCCCUAUUGUUUUACAGCACCAGGAUAAGCAUCACACGACCCUGCCUUCGUCGUGUAGAGUCUUUUAGCCAAGGGGGCAAGAUGCAAAAGUUUGGUCAGAAAGUUGCGGAGGACUGCGUCGAAUCAGCCUGUCACAUGUUAAGACUGUUCCCAGAAGACCUGAAAUCGGCAACAUUAUAUACAGCGUCCCCUUGGUGGUGCUUAUUGCAUUACUUGAUGCAAGCAACGGCGGUACUCGCUCUUGAGCUCGCCUUUCAAGCUCAGCAUGUACCGGAUAAAGCGUCGAUGGUUUCGAAAGCUCUUGAUAAAGCGUAUGAGUGGCUGUCUUUGAUGUCAAGGACACAAAAGACCCCGGAAAGAGCCCGCAGACUCUGUGAUCGGCUUUUGCGCCAACUCAAGCAACGGGAGGACAUCAAAGUCUCUGAGUCUCCUUCCGUCCAGUUGACCAGCCUAGAGUCGCCUGCAGAUACACCUCCCACAUCACAUCCGAUUAGAACAAGAGAAAGCUCGGCGGACUCGGAAAGUUCACCUCUUGGGACGAAAUUGGACUAUCAGCAAUCACCAGCUCUAUUGACCGGCGAUAUGAACUACACGUCUUCACACCUCCUCGAAGCGGCGGGCGACUUUCCAAUUCCAAGUGAGAGCACAUUGGAGCUUCCGAGCAAUUACGACGAGUUCUUUCCUUACGACACAAGUACUGGUCAGCUCACGGGCUCCUUCUUCCCUACAGAGUAUGGAAUGGAUGUGGAACCGAGUAAUCUCUACCACUUUUGA
Molecule: messenger RNA, 2538 nt
Organism: Aspergillus japonicus CBS 114.51
Lineage: Eukaryota; Fungi; Ascomycota; Eurotiomycetes; Eurotiales; Aspergillaceae
Product: CeGAL family transcription factor
Exons: 4
Coding region: 1-2538 (845 amino acids)
Biological process (GO): DNA-templated transcription; regulation of DNA-templated transcription
Molecular function (GO): zinc ion binding; DNA-binding transcription factor activity, RNA polymerase II-specific; DNA binding
Source: RefSeq, a predicted model, not a curated record